Molecule: messenger RNA, 1662 nt
Organism: Drosophila erecta
Lineage: Eukaryota; Metazoa; Arthropoda; Insecta; Diptera; Drosophilidae
Product: protein yellow
Exons: 3
Coding region: 85-1446 (453 amino acids)
Cellular component (GO): extracellular region
Source: RefSeq, a predicted model, not a curated record
GACUUUUAGUUUCGUUUCGAGUCUCGACGCUGGCGGUUGUGUGCUGCUGUUUUGGUGAUCAUAGAAAGUGACUUAAUUGGAGCCAUGCUGCGAUUCAGAUUAGGCCUGCUGCUGCUGUGGGCGGUUUCUGCCCUGGCGAACGACAAUCUUCGCGUGGCCUACGAGUGGCGGGAGAUGGACUUCAAGUACGCCAGUGCGGACCAGAGAUGGUCGGCCAUCGAGCGGGGCGAGUUCAAGCCGGCCAAUGUGAUACCCUUUGGCCUGGAGGUCGCCGGCCACCGACUCUUUGUCACCCUGCCCAGAUGGAGGGACGGAGUGCCGGCCUCGUUGGCCUACCUUGAUCUUAAUGAUACAUCCAGCAAGGGUCCUGCCUUGAAGCCGUUCCCCAGCUGGCAGGCCCACAAUCUUCAGGAGGCCGAACCGGAAUUGGUGUCUCCGUUCCGCGUGCGAGCAGAUCGAUGUGGACGCCUGUGGGUACUGGACUCUAGGAUCUCCGGAGUCCUGGAGGACACCAAGAUCUAUGGAGCAGCCCAGCUGCUGGUCUACGAUCUGCAUAAUGAUGAUUUGUUGAGACGACACGUUUUGCCAGCCGGCCAGUUGAAGCAGGGAUCGCUAUUGGCCAAUCUGGCUGUGGAGGACUCGGACUGUGAGAACACCUUUGCCUACGCAGCCGAUUUGGGCAGUCCCGGCUUGGUGGUUUACUCCUGGCAGGAUCAGGAAUCGUGGCGUGUGCAGCAUCACUUCUUCCACCCCGAUCCUAUGGCGGGUAACUUCAGCAUCAAUGGCAUUGAGUUUCAAUGGGAUGACGGUCUAUAUGGACAGGCCCUAUCGAAGCCCCUGGAAUCGGGCUACUCCACGUUAUAUUUCCACCCACUCUGCUCCACUACGGAGUUCUCGGUGGAUACAGCGGUACUGCGCAACAAGACCCUGGCCACAUCGCCGAUGAUUUAUCGAGAAUUCAAGGUGCUGGGCUCCAGAGGACCGAACACUCAGGCUGGAGCCGAGUUCUUGGACCCCGAUACCGGUGUCCUCUUCUACGCCCUGCCCAAUCUGAACGAAGUCGCCUGCUGGCGCACUGCCACAGACUUUAGCCACAGUUCCCAGAGCCGCGUCUACAUGAGCAAUGAGACCUUGGUGUUCCCCAGUGACAUCAAGGUAGACGAUCAGAAACGUCUGUGGGUCCUGUCCAAUCAGCUACCCGUCUUCAUCUACGAUGAACUGUACCCCGGCUCCAUUAAUUUCCGUAUUCUCACUGCCAGUGUUAAGGAGGCCAUUGAGAACACAGCCUGUGAAAUUAGAACUUCCCCGCUGCCAGAUGUUAUCAACAAGCUGGGGGAUAUCCUCAAUACUAAUAUCAAGGUGAGGGCCAAUUCGGCUCCCACCCUGGUGAGCCUGAGCUCCCUGAUGGUGGUUGGCUUGUGUUUGCUGAUGGGCUUUAGCAUCUAGAUCCCCAGAGCGGUACAUAAGUAUUUUGCACUGUUAAAGGAAGUAUUUUAUGUUUUCAAAGAUCAGAGAACUCGGAAUAAUUUGUUGCUUCUAGCAUUUUCUCUGAUUUCUUAAGCGUAAGAAAUAUUUUUAUUUGAGUGCAAUUGUAAUCCGUUAAGAUGUAGGCUUAAAAAACUUAAACGUUGUACGUGAAGUUGAUUAAAUGUAAGAAGUGUA